Archocentrus centrarchus (flier cichlid) is the source of this 1284-nucleotide messenger RNA. Its product is annotated as leukocyte surface antigen CD53. Gene Ontology annotation, cellular component: plasma membrane. The record is from RefSeq and is a predicted model, not a curated record. Bases 183 to 881 code for a protein of 232 amino acids. Lineage: Eukaryota; Metazoa; Chordata; Actinopteri; Cichliformes; Cichlidae. The transcript has 8 exons.
CUUUAGGAAGAGGAAGUGAGAGGGGCUGCUGAAAACCCCAUGAUACACUGUGCUUUGCAAGGUUCACAGCACUAUGAGAAGGGGAAGUGCGAACAGCAGACGAGCUCAGUAACCACACGGCUGAAAACAGAGACAAACAGAUAUCAAUUUCACCAAAUAGGUCGGACCGAAGAAGUUACAAGAUGGCUCACAAGUGCCUCAAGUGUUUAAAGUACACCAUGUGUGUCGCCAACUUGCUUUGUUUUAUGUGUGGUGUGGCCGUGCUGAGCUUCGGUGCCUACAUGAUGGUGAAACUAAGGUUCGCGGCUCUCACCCCGUCCCUGGCCAGCUUCAAUAUAGCCAACAUCCUGCUGAUCACUGGCAUCAUCAUCACAUGCGUGUCCUUCCUGGGAUUCCUGGGCGCACUCAAGGAGAACCGCUGUCUCCUCUUGACGUUUUUCCUGCUGCUCUUCCUUCUGAUGCUGGUGGAGCUGACUGCAGCAUGUCUGCUACUUGUAUAUGAGAAAGAAAUUGGUGAAAUGGUGGAAAAGGAUCUGAAAAAGGGUUUGAAAAAUGCAAAAGCUGAAGCUGGAAAUUCGACAACAGAUUUGUUAAGUGACUGGGAUCUUGUUCAGACCACAUUUGAAUGCUGUGGAGUUGAAAAUGCAACUGACUGGGGGGAAAAAGUGCCUGAAUCCUGCUGUUCCACUAAAUGUACGGGCUCAAAGACGGACUACUGGCCAAAGGGUUGUUUGAACAAGAUGAAGAAUUCGUUUGAGGAUAAUUUCCUAACCAUUGGGAUCUCUGUCAUUGUCCUCUGUAUUAUUGAGGUCUUGGGAAUGUGCUUUGCCAUGACACUGUUCUGCCACAUUAGCAGAUCUGGACUGGGCUACAAGUUCUGAAUACAGACAUCAAACUUCAUGAUCUUAAUAUUUUACAGUAAAUAUCAUUGUAAAGUUAUUACCAAUUGAAAAACCCUGUGCAGGAGGCUAGAAGGAAAACCUUCUGGAAAGGUUUCCUUAAGAGAAACAUUUUAUAACUGCUUGCUUAAAGCUCAAAUUUUUUCAUGCACUUGAAUCCAAAAUUAGUUUUCUGGCAUCUUUGGUGUCCUGUAACAAGCAGCUUUAUCUACUGUAUGUAUAAUGUCAUUUCAGUCAAAGGUACAUUACUGUACUUAUUUUUGUAUAUGAUUGUUGCCAAGUUUAUCUCGAUGUCUUCGUCGCACAUUUUUUCAAGAAAGACAUUUUUGAAAAGCAACUGUUUCUGUAAAAUAUUACACCUCUUUAAUAAACUACUUAAUGACGA